This is a messenger RNA of Drosophila montana, 4434 nucleotides long. RefSeq names its product male-specific lethal 1 (gene msl-1). The record is from RefSeq and is a predicted model, not a curated record. NCBI's taxonomy places the organism in Eukaryota, Metazoa, Arthropoda, Insecta, Diptera, Drosophilidae. Bases 485 to 4126 code for a protein of 1213 amino acids. Gene Ontology annotation, molecular function: histone acetyltransferase activity. The transcript is spliced from 2 exons.
CAAACAAUAGCAAGUGGUGAAUAUUAGCAGUUGGCAGCGUGGCGAUAUUUAGCAACCCUGCCAUUGUGUAGCCUGGCAACACCAACAACGCCAUACUUCUAAAAUGCUUUUUUCGGGCCAGUUUACAUUAUCCGCAUAAAAUUUAAAAACAGUAAAAGCACGUAAAAGAAGUAUUUAUAAAGUUUUAACGUAGCAAAUAAACUAAAUGUUACUGCCAUAGUUCAUAACGUCAAUGUAAUUAAUACGCUAAAUUGUUGCGAAAACGCAUUUUUCUGGGAAAAAGCGAUAGCAGAAAAAUUAAGAGUGUGGUGAAUAAAACCGUUUUACGCAUUUUACUGUGUUAGUCCAUCAGCUGCGGCUGUCAAAAAGUUGGCGUGCCGUGGUGGAUAGGCGCAAGCCGAAAACAAAACACGACCAAACACUAUGAACAACAUUCUGUAAACAAUAAUAAUAAAAGAGCGUGUGUCUCGUGUGUGACUGCGAAAUGGAUAAGCGCUUUAAACGGCCAAUGAACCAACAGAGAGGUGGUUAUGUGGAUCAACAAAACUACGGCCAACAUGCACCAAGAUCCGCCUAUCAGCAGCCCUACAAUAACUACACACGCCCCAAUCAUAACUACAACAGCUACAACAAUAAUGGCAAUAACUAUUACAAGCCCCCGCCACCGCCGCAGCAGCAGCAGCUUACAAAUAUCAGAGGUGGUGGCGGGUGCGGUGGCGGCUGGUUGGAGCCGGCACCGAUGCCGGACUGUGGAAACGCCAGUAACGGUUCGGAUGUGGUCACAUUAAUAGUGGAGAACAACAAUUUGAAGCGCAUGAUUGUGCUCCAUCUGAAUGUUAUGCAGGAUCAGACCGAAAGUAUAUUGGACAAAGACAAAGAGUUGGAGGAUAAAAAUGCACGCAUCAAAACGUUGCUCGCCCAGAACCAGGAGCAGAUGCAGCAGAUAGCCAAACUUACCCUAACUAUUGAGGAUCUGCGCAAGGAAUUCCGUAGACACAUGAAGCGGUCGGCUUACGAUACUGAUGGACAGCCCAAGCUGAAAUCUCAAUGUGUUGCGGAUAAACAAACCCAGACACCGGACUUUGUCCCAAAGGAGACGGUGCUUCAUGGCUAUAAACAUGGGACACAUUUGAAGCAAACACAAAACGUGUUGGUUACGUCCGUAACGGAUUUGCCGCCUACGACACCUGCUUUUGAGAAUAGUAAGGUGCGCGGCGAGUUCAAUGGCGGCAAAAAGGUGAGAACCUUUUUCUUGCACCGUGUGCAUCAAGAGGAGGAGCAGGAGCAACAACAGGAGGAGGAGGAGGUACAGCAGCAGGAAGAGGAAAGAGAGAAACAGCAGCAGGAGCAAUUGCAAUUGCAGCUAGACGAUGAUGAGUUACACACACACAUGGACCUUGGAGAUGUAGAGGAGGAAGAGCUGGAGGUGGAAGUGGACGAGGAGGAGGAGCAUAUCUAUCACGAUGCGCUUGAUACGCAUGAAAUGGAAAUAGUGACUGAAACAAUUAUUGGCGCCGAGGAGGAGCUGGGCGCCGAAGAGACUGCCGAAGAUAAUGAUAACAUUAACAAUGGCCACAUGUACGAAGAGGAGGUCGAGAUGGAGCAGGAAAUUGUUAACAAUUGCGAUGCGGACAAUCUCUGGCAGCACGAAGCGGAUGCGGAGGAACAGCGACUGUGGCACGCAGAGUUGGACAGCCAGAUGGAGCUGGAAGAUCAGCAGCAAAACCACAUUGCAACGCCUCCCCCUCAACAACAAUCACAAUUCACAGAUGACGAUAUUGAUAAUUCGUUAUUCCAAGUGCAAAAAUGUGAUGAACCGAUCCACACAAAGCUGCAAAAUGCACUAAGGGAACCAAACAUGCAAGGGGCGUCCAUAAAAUCAAAUGUGGACGAAAUAGCAACAAAGCCACGCAAAUUAAGGUUGCCAGCGACGCCGUCUAAAGCUGUAGCCAAUCAUCAGGCAACCAAGUCGCAAAUGGAAGCCACAAAGAAGGAGCGAAAUUCAGCUAAAUCAGCGAAGCAGCCGCCAACGGGGACACAGAAUGCAGCAACAGCAAAUGAUAAAGCGAUAUUGGCCAAGCCAACGCUGCAGCAACGGGAGCUGGAAAGGCAACAAGAGAGGGAGCAGGAACAGCAGAGGGAGCGGGAGCGGGAGCGUGAGCAGAAACAGCAAAGGGAGCGAGAGCGUGAGGUGGAAGAGCAAAGAGAGCGAGAGCGUGAACUUGAAGAGCAGAGGGAGCGAGAACGUGAGCUGGAAGAGCAGAGGGAGCGAGAUCGUAAGCUGGAAGAGCAGAAAGAGCGUGAGCUGGAAGAGCAGCAAGAGCGUGAUCUGGAAGAGCAGAAAGAGCGUGAGCUGGAAGAGCAGCAAGAGCGUGAGCUGGAAGAGCAGCAAGAGCGUGAGCUGGAAGAGCAGCAAGAGCGUGAGCUGGAAGAGCAGCAAGAGCGUGAGCUGGAAGAGCAGCAAGAACGUGAGCUGGAAGAGCAGCGGGAGCGUGAGCGGGAAGAGCAGCUGGAGCAUGAACUGGAACAGCAGCGGGAGCGGGAGCGUGAACAGCAGCUGGAAAGCGAGCAGCAAAAGGAGCGCGAGGAGCAGCUGGAGCGGGAACAGCAGCUAGAGCACAAGCAACAGCUGGAACGCGAAGAGCAGCUGGGACGGGAACAGAAGCUGGAAAGGCAACAGAAGCGGAAGCGGAAACAGCUAAAGAAGCGUAAAAAGAAGCUGGAGCAGGAUCAGCAGGUGGAGCGUGAUCAGCAGGUGGAGCGAAAACGACCGAAGAAGCGUGAACAGAAAAAGGAGCUGCUGAAAAAGCGCGCAAAUAAAAAGGAGCGUAAAAAACAUGCCGAGCGUAAACAAAACGUCGAGCGUGCACGCGUCAAGAAGCCAAAACAGCAGCUAGAACAGGCACGGGAACGGAAACAGAAGAAGCAACUGGAAAGGGAGCGUAAAAAACGUGAAAAGCAGGAGAAAAAACAAAGAGCGGCGCAAGCAGUGGAACCCAACAUUGAAGAGGAGACGAUGCGCAAACUACACGAACAUCUGCAAAAGCAGCAACAACGACUGCAAAACCAACAGCAACAAUUGCCGCUGGUGCGGCUCAAGAAGUCACCAAUGCAGACGAGCGGCAAUACCAGCCUAAUAUAUCCACCCAUAGCGCAGACGAGCGCCACAAUAACACCCGCGCCCUCACCAACAAAUGUUGCGUCGCCCAAGUUGAAGCUGGUGAACAACAACAACAACAACAACAAUAACAGCAGCAACAGCAACAACAACAGUACAACAUUAACAAAAGUUACAUCCGUAACAUCAGUAACAAUCAUACAAACGCCGCUGACGCCGCAGUCCAUUAGCAGCGUCGGCAGCAGCAGCAAUAGCAGCAGCAGCAACAACAACAGCAGCAGCAACACCAACAACACCAACACUAGCGAAACUAGCGAAACUAGCGACAUCUACAAGCGCUCGAGCAGCAUCAGAAACAACUCGAAGUUCCGCACAUCGCUGCAGCCAUAUACGACACGGUCCUGGGAGGAUCAAGAGUUUCAUUGUGACAAUGAAUUCUUUCUGGAGGAGGCCGAUGAGCUGCUCGCCGACAAUCCCAGUCUGGAGAUACCCAAAUGGAAGGUGGUGCAUAUACCACGCUCUGCGAAUCCCAAGGGCAUAGAGUCGCUCAGCGAUGCGGACUUUGUGCGUCGCCACGAGAAGUAUGUGCGGGAUGAGAUUGAGCGCAAGAAGCGCGAUGCACGCUACUUACGGGAACAGAUGCGCAGCGAGGCGUUGCGUUUGCGUCACAAUCAGGAUGAGGUGUUAAUACCGCUCGAUCCACUGCCAACGUCCACCUUCUAUCCGCUGCCCGAGGAUAUUGAGGGCAUACAGUUCGUUACCGAAGUGCCUGUCCAGGCGUUUGGUGAGGAUAUGAUUAACCUGAAACCGGAAAGCGAACACUUCUCGCUGCCCUGGCUGGAUGCGGUGCAUGCGCCGACAGCGGAUGCCCGAACCAAGGCGCAGGCAGCGCCCGUCGCGACGUUGGGCAGCAAAAAGCUGCCCACAACGGCCGCCGAGGCGCGACAUCAGGAGAUGAAUUCAUCGUAUGUGUUCCUCAAGCGACGCAAACGUCAGCGGCGACGUUAGGCUCGCAACAGCAGCAGCAGAUGCCGCAUGCCGCAUGCCACAUGCCACAUCACACCUGCUAAAGCCCACACAUUGACGUUGCAUAGUGCUGAUAUAUAUUUAUAUAUACAUAUAUAUAUCUAUAUCUAAUUUUUUUUUAAACCCCCUUUUUUUUUUAUUAAAUUUAAUUUGUAACAAUAAUAAAUAACAGUCGUUAGUUUCUAGAGACUUUAAAGUGUGGAACAAGCUCGAACGUUCAGUUUGAGCUUGCUUCAAAGGACGUAAACAAAACUUAUGUUAAAUAUUUAUAUAUACAGUCAAAAACAAAA